This is a messenger RNA of Gadus chalcogrammus (walleye pollock), 1230 nucleotides long. RefSeq names its product relaxin-3 receptor 1-like. The record is from RefSeq and is a predicted model, not a curated record. Bases 1 to 1230 code for a protein of 409 amino acids. Gene Ontology annotation, molecular function: G protein-coupled receptor activity. The transcript has 3 exons. NCBI's taxonomy places the organism in Eukaryota, Metazoa, Chordata, Actinopteri, Gadiformes, Gadidae. Gene Ontology annotation, cellular component: membrane. Gene Ontology annotation, biological process: immune response; G protein-coupled receptor signaling pathway.
AUGCAAGUGAACAGCAGCGCCCUGCUCCUGCAGGACCUCGGUCUGUGUGGCGGGGACGAUGAAUACGACAGCCCGCGGAAGGUCAACGGCUCGUGGGUCGCUGAGCAAAACUUUUCCCUCAACUGCUGGCUGCAAUUUCUCUCCAAAGAGACUUCGUUGGACUUGCACGGGGACAGUGCAAAUUUGGUGGUGCGGGUUCUGAUCGCGCUCGUGUACCUCGUGGUGUGCGUCCUCGGGCUUGUUGGCAACCUGCUGGCCAUGUUUCUGCUGCGCUCGCGUCGGAGCCACCACUCGUCCAUCGACUGCCUCGUGAUCAGUCUGGCGCUCACGGACCUCCAGUUCGUGCUCACCUUGCCCUUCUGGGCCGUGGACACGGUGCUGGACUUCCGCUGGCCGUUCGGCUGGAUCAUGUGUAAGGUCGUGAGCUCCGUCACCACCCUCAACAUGUACGCCAGCGUGUUCUUCCUCACGGCCAUGAGCGUGACCCGCUACCACUACCUCGUAAACUCCCUGAAGAUGGGCAGCCCCGGCAGAGCGGCCUCUCGCGCCCGGUGGGCCAGCCUGGCCAUCUGGGUGGUGUCGCUCGUGGCCACUCUCCCGCACGCGCUCUACUCCACCACUGUCCAGGUGUCGGCGGAAGACGAGCUGUGCUUGGUGCGUUUCUCCAACUCGGACCCGGGCCACUGGGACCCCCAGGUGCUGCUGGGACUCUACCAGACCCAGAAGGUGCUACUGGGCUUCGUCGUCCCCCUGGUGGUCAUCAGCGUGUGCUACCUGCUCCUCCUGCGCUUCGUCCUGAGCCGCCGCGCCGUGGUGGGCGGCGAGGGGCCGGUGGGGGCCACCAAGCGUACCGACCAGGAGAGGGGCCGCCGCCUGCGCCAGUCCAAGGUCACGCGCUCCGUCACCAUCGUGGUGCUGUCCUUCUUCCUCUGCUGGCUGCCCAACCAGGCGCUGACUCUGUGGGGGGUGCUCAUCAAAUUUGACCUGGUGCCCUUCAGCAAGGCCUUCUACAACGCCCAGGCGUACGCCUUCCCGCUGACCGUGUGCCUGGCCCACACCAACAGCUGCCUGAACCCCGUGCUGUACUGCCUCAGCCGCCAGGAGUACCGCACGGGCCUGAGGGAGCUCCUGGUGCGCACCUCCCGCUCCCUGCGCUCCGUCUGCCACCGGGCCCUCAGGGGCCGCAGGGUGGGGGAGGCCGGCAGGGGGCUCCCGCCUCGCUGGUCCUAG